GGAGUUUCUGAUAAAAUAUAUAUAUGAAAGAUUGAUAUAUAUUAAUGAUCUUUAUGUAUGGAAUGAGAGAGUAAUAAGAUAGAGAGUAAAGAGAUCUAAAUAUAAAAAUAAUAAAUAAAAUGGGAGGAAAUUGUUCUAAUUGCAAUUAAUGUUAGAAAGACAGAUAGGAGAUAAUAAAUGAAGUAGAGGUGACAAAAAAGUCUGAUAGUUAAAGAAGAGGGUUAUCAUCAGUGUCAUAGCAGUCAUAAAAUAGUAGUUAAUUGGAUGUGGUAAUGAAUAGCGGAAUGAAUAGAAUGAUUUGAAAUAGAUGAAGUUUGUUCCAACAGAAUAGAAGAAUGCAAAGUUUUCAGUGUUUGUGGAAGAUCAAGAGAAGGAUAAGAAGGGAAAUAAGAAUUUGAAUUAAAAGGCAGUUGUGAUAUAAAAAAUGUGGAAGGGUCAUAAGGCUAGGUAGAGUUAUUAAGAGGUGAAGAAAUCUUUAUCUGAGAAGAAUUAAAAAGAGGAGGAGAAGAAUUAAGAAUAGUAGUGUGAUUAAGUAACAAUAGCAAGUAAAGACAAAAGAAAGAAUGUUUAAUAUUUCAAUAGUGAAGAAUUUGGAGGUAAUAGAGAUGUAGUAAUAGAAUAAUAGUAAAUAGUUAAAACAAUUAAAAAACAAGAGAAAGACGUCCUAUAUUUGUAUUUAAGAGUGGAGCAACAUAUGAAGGUGAAUGGAUAGGUAAUAAAAGAGAUGGGAGAGGAGUAUAGAUAUGGCCAGAUAGUGCUAAAUACGAUGGUGAAUGGGUUGAUAAUAAAGCUUGUGGGAAAGGGUAAUUUUAUCAUGUGGAUGGUGAUUCAUAUAUAGGAGAAUGGGCAGAUGAUAGAGCUAAUGGAUAUGGAAUAUAUAAGUAAAGUAAUGGAGCAGUGUAUGAAGGUUAUUGGAAGAAUGAUUUAUAACAUGGUAAGGGUGAAGAGAGAUGUAAAUAAUAAAAUUAAUAAUUUAGGGAUUGAUAAAUCUAGUUAUAAGGGAGAUUAUAUAGAAGGAAGGAAGUAGGGAAAAGGUAAAUAUAUUUGGCCAGAUGGUAGUUAUUAUGAAGGAGAUUGGAUUGAUAAUAGAAUAAAUGGUUAUGUAUAGAUAUUAGAUUAUAAUAAGGGAGAGUAUUAUUGGUCAGAUGGGAGAGUUUAUAAAGGAUAGUGGAAAGAUAACAAAAUGCAUGGAGUUGGAUAUUAUUAGUGGGCAGAUGGAAGAUCAUAUGAAGGAUAAUAUGUAGAUGAUAAAAAGUAAGGAUGUGGAAAAUAUACUUGGCCAGAUGGAAGAUAUUAUGAUGGUGAUUGGUAAGAUGGGAAAUAACAUGGAAAAGGUAAAUAUGUAUUACCUGAUGGAAAGAUGAAGAAUGGAAUAUGGGAUUAGGGUAGGAGAGUAAAUUGGUUAGAAGAAUGAUUGGAU
This is a messenger RNA of Paramecium sonneborni, 1420 nucleotides long. Lineage: Eukaryota; Ciliophora; Oligohymenophorea; Peniculida; Parameciidae. The record is from the annotation of a GenBank genome assembly.